Molecule: messenger RNA, 1959 nt
Organism: Abrus precatorius (Indian licorice)
Lineage: Eukaryota; Viridiplantae; Streptophyta; Magnoliopsida; Fabales; Fabaceae
Exons: 2
Coding region: 696-1691 (331 amino acids)
Cellular component (GO): membrane
Source: RefSeq, a predicted model, not a curated record
UUUCAUAACCAAACAACACAAGCAGUGAUAGUUUUCUUGAAGAUUAUUGUUGUUGUUAUUAUUGGUAUCCCUUACAAGGCUUCUUUUUUUGUUGGAUCAAGUUUGGAGUUGCUUUGAGGUAAUUUACCCUUUGCUGAAUACUACUGCCAAAUCCAAACCGGUCGUGGAUCUUGCCUCUCAGAAUCUCAAUUUGAUGAACAGCAUUGAUUUCAGUUUCAGGUUUUAUUGUUCUCCCAAUAAUUCUCCUUAAAGUAUGCCCAAUUAUUGCCUUAACUGCUGCCACUCAUGUGAGAUUUGGUUGAGUUGAGAGAGAGAGAGAGAGGAAUGAAAUGCUCAAAACCAGAAGAAGAUUGCCAAGUAUUGAGUGAGUCUUUGCCUCUUUGGCUUUGCCUUUUGCAAGGAUUCUUGAGAGAAAAGGGUUGCAUUGCAACGGUUGAAACGUUCAAAGCUGCUUUUAUACUACUGCCCCAGGAGAAUAUUUUUCUUUAUUACACCAAAACGUGCCUACAAGUUUCCAUUUUUAAGACCCUUUUGAAGAGAUUUAUUGGUUUUCUUUCGGUUAUAGUUUGUUUGUUCAGCAUCAGCUAUUCAUACAUGAUAUAUUGUUGUAUUCGAGUUAUAUGAGUCCAAGGUUUGAAUAUUAGACACGCAGCGAGUCACAUUGAGCUGAAUUUCUAAGAUUUCCUAAAGCAAUCAUGGGGCUUCUUCCAAGUCUUGUGAUGCUUGUUCUUGUUCUGUGCUUUGAAUCACUUCCUCGUAUUAGGGCUCAGUCUAGUACUGCUGCUCCUGGGUCUUCUUCAACAAGGGAAGAAGCUAAGGCCCUGGAUGCACUUCUUCAACAAUAUGCUUACAAGGCUUUGGUGAAUCCAAAAACAGGUAUCGUUUACAAUGCAACUCAUCUUCCUUCCAAUUUGACUGGGAUUGAGGUUGCAGCAUUGAGAUUAAGGAGUGGGAGUUUAAAGAGAAAAGGCUUCCAAAUGUACAAUGAGUUUGGAAUUCCCAAGGGACUUAUUGAGAGUCCAUAUGUGGAAAGAUUGGUUUUGGUGUACCAAAAUCUGGGCAAUUGGUCCACCAGGUACUUUCCAUUGCCUAAUUAUACUUACUUGGCUCCAGUGUUGGGACUACUGGCUUAUGAUGGUUCAAAUUUGUCAGCUACAAAUUUAUCACAACUAAAUAUAAAUGUAUCUGAUGGCCCUAUAUUGGUCAAGUUCAGGGAUGUAAAAUCAGCUCCUCAUGGCACUGUUGCAAAAUGUGUUUGGUUUGAUUUGCAGGGUUCUUCCAAUUUCAGCAAUGUAACAGGUGGCAACACAUGUUCUACUUCCCAACUGGGCCAUUUCUCUAUUGUGGUUAAAUCCACUGCUCCUCCAGCACCAGUAUCUCCUCCUCCUGCUGGUGCUCCAAAAGGGGCACCAGCACCGGCACCAAGUGCUCAAGGAGAAGGUGAAAAGAAAAGUAAAAAGAAAGUGUGGAUUAUUGUUGGGUCUGUUGUGGGAGGACUUGCACUGUUGGUGUUGUUGUCACUGCUAAUUUUGUGGAUGAACAAGUACAAACAGAAGAAGAAAAUGCAACAGAUGGAAAGGGCUGCAGAUGUGGGAGAGGCUCUUCAAAUGGCUUCAGUUGGGGAUACAAAGGCACCUGCUGCAACGGUUACACGAACACAACCGACUCUUGAACAUGAAUAUGCACCAUGACACAAUAUUUUUGCACAAUCUUCAGUUUCCCUCCUACACUCAUCUUCAAGUUAAUUUACUGUAUUCAGAAAUUCUUCUAAUCACACUUUUUUCCCCCUAGUGCCACUUCCCCUUGUUUGUUUGCUUAACAUAGGAUUUUCGUGUACAUCUGUUAUCUUUUUUAUGAUUCAUUGUGGUGUGAAUUUAGCAGCCAAAAGUGAUGAUUAUGUUGAUGAAUUCAGAUGUUCCAUUGACAAAGAAUAAAACUGUGGAACCUACUUGUUGGGUU